GCCCCGAGAGCUCUUGACACCAGGCACGCAGCAGCACGAAUCGCAGCAGCAAAGGCAUCCGCUACUCAACUACCUAUCUACUAGUCUACACAUACAGCACAGCAGCAAUAUGAGCGAGCAGAAGAACGUGAAGGAGCCUCAGCAGCCAGUGGAGGAGGAGAAGAACGACACGACGGUCGCUGUCCCGGCCACUGUGAACGAAGUAGCCACGAAGCAUCCACUGCAGAAUCGAUGGGUGUUGUGGUACGACAACCCGAAGAAGCGUCACUCAACCGAGUCCUGGGAGGAAAACCUGAAGAACGUCUACACGUUUAACACGGUGGAGGACUUUUGGUGCCUGUACAACAACAUCUUGGCACCCACGAAGCUCUCGAUUGGCAGCAACUACCACUUGUUUAAGGAGGGCAUUCGACCCAUGUGGGAGGACCCGAUCAACGCCAAGGGGGGCAAGUGGAUUUUCACUAACCCCCGCUCCCGAAAAGCACGACUAGAUGAGUGCUGGCUCUACGUGAUGCUCUCGCUGAUUGGCGAGACGCUGCAGGAUGAGGACGACAUCUGCGGCGCUGUAGUUAGUGUACGCAAGGCGCAGGACCGCAUCGCCAUCUGGAGUGCAACAGCCAAUGCCGAGGACCGCCAGAAGGCCAUUGGCCGGGGCUUUCGCCAAGCUCUUGUUGACCUUGGCAAGAACGAGACGCUCAAGUAUCAGUCGCAUGCUGACGCUGCGGCCAGUGGAUCCAGUUUCCAGAACGAAGUGUACUUUCACAUUCGCGUAGUAGAGAUCUGCAAUAUAUGCAAUUCAUACACAGUUGUUUGA
This is a messenger RNA of Phytophthora infestans T30-4, 814 nucleotides long. RefSeq names its product eukaryotic initiation factor 4E, putative. The record is from RefSeq and is a predicted model, not a curated record. The coding region runs from base 110 to 814 and encodes 234 amino acids. The transcript has 5 exons. Gene Ontology annotation, molecular function: translation initiation factor activity; RNA 7-methylguanosine cap binding. Gene Ontology annotation, biological process: translational initiation. Gene Ontology annotation, cellular component: eukaryotic translation initiation factor 4F complex. NCBI's taxonomy places the organism in Eukaryota, Oomycota, Peronosporomycetes, Peronosporales, Peronosporaceae.